Messenger RNA from Drosophila ficusphila, 3022 nucleotides. RefSeq names its product 1-acyl-sn-glycerol-3-phosphate acyltransferase alpha (gene Agpat1). The record is from RefSeq and is a predicted model, not a curated record. NCBI's taxonomy places the organism in Eukaryota, Metazoa, Arthropoda, Insecta, Diptera, Drosophilidae. Bases 450 to 1433 code for a protein of 327 amino acids. Gene Ontology annotation, cellular component: membrane; endoplasmic reticulum. Gene Ontology annotation, molecular function: 1-acylglycerol-3-phosphate O-acyltransferase activity. The transcript is spliced from 4 exons. Gene Ontology annotation, biological process: phosphatidic acid biosynthetic process.
CAUCCCUAACAACUGCGUUCGCGCCGUCGACGUCGGCGUUGUGUCGUCGCGCAACAACAAAAAUAAAACAAAAAGCAGCAAACAACAAACAAAACAAAAACAAAAAAUAAAACAUAAGAACGUAAUCCCUUUUAUUAAAAUCUACAGCAACAAAAAACACAACGACAGGAACAGCCGACAUACCCACACACAACUCGCACCCAAAAGACUGCAAUCUGCCUUAACCAAAGGAGCCAGAGAAAUUGGAAGGAAGGAACAUAUAGCGAUUUAUAGGGGAGCAAAUCGAGUGGAGAGAGUGGAAGAAGGGGGAAGGGGAGAAGGGAAAGUACGCAGAUUGAUUCUAGCACGAUCCGGAUCUGAAUCGGAACCAGCAAUUGAAUCGUUAACGGAAUCAAAAAAAAAAAAAAAAAAAAAAAAACUCGGCCCCGGCAAUUGAAAUCGGGAUCAAAAUGAGUUCGUUCAUCGAGCUGCUGGGACUUUUCCUGCUGCUGAUGCUGCCUUUUCUCUAUGAGACCAAUCACAUAUUCCGAUACUACUUCAAAUUCCUGAUGUACUACGGCAUCGUAUCCUUCAACUCGAUCGUCCUCAUCCCGGCCUUCCUAACGCGACCCUGUGAUGUUCGAAAUCUGCUAUGGGCGAGCACCUGGUGCCACCGCGUUUCAACGUUGAUCGGUUUGCGAUGGGAGCUGCGUGGCAAGGAGCACUUGGCCAAGGACCAGGCCUGCAUCAUUGUGGCCAACCACCAGAGCUCACUGGACGUACUCGGCAUGUUCGACAUCUGGCAUGUGAUGAACAAGUGCACGGUGGUGGCCAAAAGGGAGCUCUUCUACGCCUGGCCCUUUGGACUGGCCGCCUGGCUGGCGGGUCUGAUCUUCAUCGAUCGGGUGCGAGGCGAAAAGGCGCGCGAAACGCUCAACGAUGUCAAUCGGCGGAUCAAGAAGCAGCGGAUUAAGCUCUGGGUUUUCCCAGAGGGAACGCGACGCAACACCGGCGAACUGCAUCCGUUCAAGAAGGGCGCCUUUCACAUGGCCAUCGACCAGCAGAUACCCAUCCUGCCGGUGGUCUUCUCCUCCUACUGUACAUUCCUCAACGACAAGAAGAAGAUCCUGAAUGCGGGUCGCAUUGUGAUCACCACUCUGCCGCCGGUCAGCACCGAAGGUCUGACAAAGGACGACAUCGAUGUGCUGAUGGAGCGCGUUCGCUCCCAAAUGAGCGAGACCUUCAAGCAAACGUCGGCGGAGGCGUUGCAGCGAUACAAACCAAAGACGAAGGCCGGCGUUCCGAUCUCGGUAUCUGUGCAUCCUCCUGCAUCCGUGGGUCCUGCAGGAUCUGCGGCAGCCGCCGCCGCGGUGGCUAGCAGUAGUUCCGGCUAUGGACAGCCAUCGGGUUAUGGAGCCGGUGCCGCCAAGGCCAGCUUGCUCAAGACGCUUUAGGCGACAUUGGAGUUAAAUAAUCCACACACCCACUCAUAUCCAAAAACAAGAGAAUAGACACCUCAUUGGCGUAGCUGGAGGCUCCAUCAUUCAGAGGACAUGUCAAGCUAUUUACAGUCACAUUUUUAAGGCCUAUUUGGGAUUACAAAGUACGAACAUCUAUAGUAUGAGAAAGUAUUUACUUUUGUGUUAUUUUACCUUGUGAAGUCCUAAGUUUUAAAACCUCUUGUCUUUUAAUUAUUGCUAAUUUAAUUUAAUAACAAUUUGUUUAGAGCUGUAAUAUUUAGUUUUAUACUCAAAUACUCUACGUACGGUAUUAAAAUUGUUAAACAAUAUUUAAUCUAGAAAUUCAGUCGGUAUUAGCAUAUUUAUUUAAAUCAGGAAAGGUUAAUAUCCGAAGUGAAAUAAUUGUAAAUAUUCGAGUAAUCAAAAAAUAUGUAAACAACGAAUUUUAAAAAGUUGCUUUCUUGUUUUUGUUUUUUAAAUAGACUUGGCUGAAAGUAUUUAUACCUUACAAAACACUGCGCAAAAAUCGAUCAUAUUUAAAUUUAAGGAGGUGAAAUCCCAAGUAGGCCUAUUAGAAAAAAGUUUUUAACAUUUGUAAAUCUUACACGCUUUUUCGCUGUAUUGCAACUUUGCGAACUCAUUUCUGCCUGUAAUUGAGCAUCAUUUUGUAGAUUUGAGCACUUGCAUUAAUACUUUGUUCCAUCUAAGAGAUUAAGAAAAAGUGUAUUAAAAAAAAAUAUUUGACUUGACUCAAGAAAUGUUUCCGGCUGCAGCCAAAGAACAAGAGCACUCACACACAAAUAGUUUGGCUAACUAAAUGGCACCAAAACGAGUAUUAGGAGCAGUAACAAGCAAAUUGCGACCCUCGACUGUCAGACUUUAUCUUCUUAGGCAAUACAUACCAAAAACCAAACUAACAAACAAACCAAAAACAUGUAAUCUAACAUGCACUUUGCAACAGGAAUCGAAGAACUUGUUAAACUGAAAGACAUUCGGAUUAUACAGUAGAUAUUGAAUGUAAAUUUGUCUCUAACAAAUGUUAUAGCAAUUGUUAUAAUAUUAGAUACGUAUCUAUCCAUAGAUUUCAGUAAUCCCUUUUGAUAUUUUCUUCCUGUUGCCGCGUGUAGUUGUUAGAUAAAUAAACCAAAUACCUAUAUUAUAUAUAAACUUAUUUAAACAUAAAUUGUGAAUGACUAAAAUUGCAAAUGACAUUACAUACGUAGGCCGACAAAACAUGGUUGAUUUGUGCAAUCGACGAGCAGUUAACCGCGUUCUUUUAAAACCAAGCGUAUUUUAUUUACUAGACAUUCCCUAACUAGGUUAGGGUCCCCAUUAAAAAAGGUAAUCUGAUUCGAUUCACUUUGUAUCUUGUCUCACCUCACGGCAUCUAUGGAAUUUAAGGGAUCUUUAAACUAACACCUAUUUAUGUAUUGUAUCCAAUUAUAUGCCAUCUGUCUGGUGACGUGUUAACAUAACUUUGUAAAUACGAUGCGGUUUACUUUAAAGACAAAUCAAAAGCGAUAAGAUGACGAAGGCGAAGGAAACAAUUAAUUACGAGUAUAAUAAAUAUUUUUUUUCAAAUA